Messenger RNA from Sugiyamaella lignohabitans, 735 nucleotides. RefSeq lists its product as uncharacterized. NCBI's taxonomy places the organism in Eukaryota, Fungi, Ascomycota, Dipodascomycetes, Dipodascales, Trichomonascaceae. The record is from RefSeq and is a predicted model, not a curated record. The coding region runs from base 1 to 735 and encodes 244 amino acids. The transcript has a single exon.
AUGAGAUCACUGGUGAAAAAUAAUGCCUCUCUGGGCCAGUUCAGAGCUGCCAGACUGGAAUCGAGAAUUUUAGCAUCAACACAUAGACGUCAGACUGUAUAUUCAGUGGCGACAGAAACUGGUACGACCCAUCAGUCGAGAUCAAUCCCUCCAACGUCAUUGUUAGAGUCUUCGGUCAAGAGCUCGUCGUCAGGCAGCACACUAUUGAACUGGAGAUUACAGCAAAAGCAAAAUGAUACUGGUGGUGUCAAGUUUGAGGGAGAAACUUCUUGGUCUUCGCCUAAUGAUCUUAUUUCUAGAAAUUCGUUCGCCAAAAAUCAUAUCCAUUUGUGGACGUUACUAGAAGCAUGUAUCGAGUCUGGUAACAUGACAAGAGCAGAAUCGGUACUCAUCGGUUUGAGUGAGAUUGCCAACAGUUCGGAUGUGACAUUAGCUGUCAACAAUUAUUUGAACAAACUUGUCCAGUUGAAUGCUGGUAAUUCUUCGGUCGGUCUGCAAUGGAUUAAGAAGAUUCGAAACAAAAUAUCGAAAUUCGAGCCCAAUACCGUCACUGACGCUAUUAUUUUAAAAAGUAUUUAUUCGUCCCAUGACACUGACAAGUUACGUGAAUUUGUCGUUUCUAAAAGAGGGACUUUAGGAGAGAUUCUCAGUCAUGUUGAAGUUUUGGGUUUAGGGGCAAUGGUGAAUAUUGUCAAAGUAAGUAUUGUGUUUGAGGGGCGUCCUGAUGUAGUGUAG